Molecule: messenger RNA, 885 nt
Organism: Juglans regia (Persian walnut)
Lineage: Eukaryota; Viridiplantae; Streptophyta; Magnoliopsida; Fagales; Juglandaceae
Product: protein FAR-RED ELONGATED HYPOCOTYL 3-like
Exons: 1
Coding region: 1-885 (294 amino acids)
Molecular function (GO): zinc ion binding
Source: RefSeq, a predicted model, not a curated record
AUGAGCACCACACAGCGUUCUGAAAGCAUGAAUGCUUUUUUCGAUGGUUUUGUGCAUUCCGGUACAACGUUGAAAGAAUUCAUCGAUCAAUUUGACAAUGCACUGCGGAAGAAGGUAGAGCUCGAGACGACCGCUGAUUUCAAUUCGUCCAACCAAACCAUCCCAUGUUCCUCCGCAUUCCGCAUUGAAAAGCAGUUUCAAUCCGUGUAUACGAACGCAAAAUUUAAAGAAGUCCAACGAGAGGCGUGGGGAAUGAUUUUAUGUAACUGCAUACUUAUCAGCAAGGAAGGUUGCAUUUCCACCUACGAUGUUUUAGAUGAAAUUACAACUAAUGAUGACCAUGUCAAGAGCAUCAAGUACACAGUUUACUUUAACAAUGAGGAGGUUGAUGUGAAAUGCACCUGUGCGUUGUUUGAGAUGAGAGGAAUUGUCUGUAGACAUGCAUUGAACGUUUGUCAGAUGAAUAAGAUUCAUGCGCUACCGGAGAAGUAUGUCUUGAAUCGUUGGAGGAAGGAUUUAAAGAGAAGAUACACAAUGGUAAAAAGUAGCUACGACGACUUACGACAAAAUGCAAAUUCAGGGAGGUAUGAGCUUGUGGUGAAACGAUGUUCCAAAUUAGCAACCCGUGUAUCGUCGAGUGAUGCCCAUGUUACUGCAUUUAUGCUCCACUUGGAUGAGUUUGAGAAUAAAUUUAAAGGAUUAACACAAGAGUCCGGUUCAACAAAAGUAGCAGAGACUGUGCAGACAGACAAGGGUAAGAAAAUAUUAAGCCCACAUGUUGUCCGAGGGAAAGGGAGUCCGCCAACAAAAAGGAAGGUCCCACCUGUGGAGAAGGCUGUGACUAGGCGAAAGAAUAAACAGGUAAGAAAUCUUUAUUUUUAUUAA